This is a messenger RNA of Condylostylus longicornis, 1605 nucleotides long. It is a transcript of the gene dbe, whose product is annotated as KRR1 small subunit processome component homolog. The coding region runs from base 128 to 1153 and encodes 341 amino acids. The record is from RefSeq and is a predicted model, not a curated record. Lineage: Eukaryota; Metazoa; Arthropoda; Insecta; Diptera; Dolichopodidae. Gene Ontology annotation, molecular function: RNA binding. Gene Ontology annotation, cellular component: nucleolus; small-subunit processome. The transcript has a single exon.
GUCUAUUAUAGAAAUAAAAUUAGGUUCUUAUCUUAAUACAUGUGUUUGCUAUUCAAGUUUUAAAAACAUAUUAUAGAAAUAAUAUUGCAGCUUUCUUAAAGACUGUAAGAGUCAAAAUUGGUUCAAAAUGGAUGGAACGGAAAAUGAUGAAAAAAGUGUUAAUACAACUGAUCCUGUUGACAACGCUUGGUCUUUAAAAUUACCAGAGUUUAAACCUGAACAUAAUCCAAACGGCCUUAUUGAAGAAAGCUCUUUUGCAACACUAUUUCCGAAGUAUCGUGAAAAAUAUUUGAAAGAAGUUUGGCCCCUUGUUCAAAAAACACUAGAAGAGCAUCAUGUUAAAUGUGAAUUAGAUUUAGUUGAAGGAAGUAUGUUGGUAAAAACUUCUCGCAAGACUUGGGAUCCAUAUAUAAUAAUUAAAAGUCGAGAUAUGAUUAAACUACUUGCAAGGAGUGUGCCUUAUGAACAAGCAAAGCGCGUUCUUGAAGACGAAAUAGGGUGCGAUAUUAUAAAAAUAGGAAAUUUAGUAAGAAAAAAAGAAAAAUUUGUUAAAAGAAGACAACGUUUAAUUGGUCCAAAUGGUGCAACUCUGAAAUCUAUUGAGCUUUUAACAGAUUGUUAUGUUUUAGUACAGGGAAAUACGGUGUCUGCUUUAGGACCAUAUAAAGGCCUUCAACAGGUCCGUGAAAUUGUCAUUGAUACUAUGCAAAAUGUGCAUCCUAUUUAUAAUAUAAAAGCACUUAUGAUAAAAAGAGAACUUCUAAGAGAUCCAAAAUUAGCAAAUGAGAAUUGGUCACGGUUUUUACCAAAUUUUAAGAGCAAAAACAUUAGUAAACGAAAACAACCUAAAAAGAAAAAGAUUAAAGGUGAAUAUACACCAUUCCCACCACCGCAACCUGAGAGCAAAAUCGACAAACAAUUGGCAUCUGGAGAAUAUUUCCUUACAAAAGAACAAAAGCGCAUCAAAAAGAAUAAGGAGUUAAAGGAAAAGCAAGCUGAAUCGGUUAAGAAACAGGAAGAAAGACGUAACAAAGAUUUUAUCCCUCCUGAAGAAAAGUCCAAAACAUCAUCUAAACAAAAUUCGUAUAAAAUUGAUAUAAAAUCACUAAAAGAAAAGCUUAAAAAAGUUAAAACCAAAAAAUUUAAAAAUUAAAAAUAUCUGGAACGUUAAAAUUUUUAAUUUGCACAAUAUUAGUUCUUUAAAAAUGUUUCUUUAGGUAUAAAUACCUAUAAAUAGAUGCUUAAAACAAUAAUUUACAUAAAAUAAUUUCAUAUUCAUUUUUUCAUACUGUUUAAAUUUUUUAUGUGUUUUAUUAUUGUCGAUUAGUAAGGUCUGGCCAGAUAUACGAAAUUCAAAAAUUAAAGCAAAAUGAGAUUACCUUUUUUGUAUACAUAUACAUGUACCUGCAGUUUGCAGAAAUAUUGAAGCAACACACAUGAAACGUGAAAACAGAUGAAGCGACAAAAACGAUUUUUAAUUUUAUGAAGGACCACCAUUAGAGUUACAAAUGUAUAAUGUAAACUAAAAAGACUGUACAGUACCAUUAUCAUAUUGCGUUUACAUUACGAAAUGAAUGUCUAAUUUUCAAUAUUGUUUGUUUUAUU